This is a messenger RNA of Osmia bicornis bicornis, 1977 nucleotides long. RefSeq lists its product as uncharacterized. Lineage: Eukaryota; Metazoa; Arthropoda; Insecta; Hymenoptera; Megachilidae. The record is from RefSeq and is a predicted model, not a curated record. The transcript is spliced from 2 exons. Bases 1 to 1977 code for a protein of 658 amino acids.
AUGUCUACAAUCAGCGGUCUCAUCGAACGACAACAAGAACUCUUCACCUCUAUCAGCCGGACAGUUAUUAAUUUGAAAAAAAAGGGCGAAGCCAAUAUCACCGAAACCUACGUCAAAGCACGUCUUUCUAUUCUGACGGACAACUGGGCAGCGUUCCAGCACAAUCACGCAACAAUUUCGGACCAGAAAACUGAGGCCACGAAAAAACUGAGUUAUUUCGUCGACGAUCUUCGAACUCAGUGCGAAGAAAUGGUCAUCGAAAAUCAGUCAAUACUCAACGACUAUUUGGCUCGCUUCACACCGGCCGCUCCAACGUCUCGAAGCGCAGAUUCUCAUCUCAUCGCACCCGGCGAACGGUCAGUAACUCAAUCACGUUCUUUACCAAAACUUGAAUUACCUCACUUCUCCGGGAUUUACAAGGAAUGGACGCCGUUUCGCGACUUAUUUCACUCCAUCGUUAUCGCAAACUCGUCCAUUUCCGACGUGGAGAAAUUUCAUUAUUUGAAAAUGAGCGUCACGGGUGAAGCGGCCCAGUUAAUCAGCAACAUGUCCGUUACCGUCGAGAAUUUUGAACUCGCUUGGCGCGCCCUUUCUGACCGCUACGAUAACCGUCGCGUCCUAGUCAACACGCAGCUCGAGUUGUUGUUUUCUAUCAGACGAAUACAGCGCGAAUCCGCAAACGAACUCAAACGGUUACAUGGCACAACAAACGAAGUCCUUGGCGCGCUUAGCGGUCUUAAAUGUGAUACUAAAAACUGGGAUCCCAUCAUAGUAUACUGGGUGUCGCGUAAAUUUGACCCUAACACCUUGCGGGAAUGGGAACUACAUACUGGUAACUCAACCGAGACUCUUACAGUUACGCAAUUAAAUGAGUUUCUAGUUAAGCACAUUCGUGCCACAGAGGCCAUAGAACGGGUUGCGGGAACGGCCCAAGUCACUUCACGGAACCGAGAUGGAAGGGUCCAAGUCCAUCAAGCAUCGAUCGCCGCGACGGUGUGCCAAGCUUGCCAAGCCUCACACUUCUUACAAUCGUGUCCGACAUAUCUUGCUAAGACGUUGGAACAGCGCAAAGCAUUUGUUACUCAACAACGGCUCUGCUUUAAUUGUUUGGGGUCCCACCAUCGCAAGUCUUGCCGCUCUACUAGACGCUGCGUUACCUGUAAGGCCCGUCACCACUCCACUCUUCACGAAGCGUCCAAGCCGGUCGUCACGACGACUCCGUCGAAGCCGGAGCAGCCGCCCUCCACGGAGCUGGUUUCCGCACCAACGACAUCUCACUUGGCUGCGCACCAUGGACGGAUGCUGCUGGCAACUGCACUAGUCAAGGUCUCGUCUCCUGGUGGCGACGUCUGCGUCGUCCGCGCCCUCCUUGACCAGGGCUCGGAGGUUUCAUUCGCCACGGAGUCGCUCGCGCAGCAGCUCAGCCUUCCACGUCGUCAGGCUAACGUGCCUGUGUCCGGAAUUGGUGCAGGAAGAACAGUGGUCACCCGGGGAUCCUCCACGUUUAAGAUCUCCUCGCUCAAAGAUCCCCCGUUCGACCUCGAGGUAAAUGCACUUAUUCUGCCCAAGCUAACCGAUUACGUUGUAGAUCGCCAGCUCAAUGUCGCCUAUCUGCCCCACCUCCAUGGGAUUCAACUAGCAGAUCCGGAUCCGUCGCGCCCUAGGCGCAUCGAUUUGAUCCUCGGGGUCGAGGUGUACAACGCUGUGCUGCUCCCGGAAGUCAUACGAGGUCCUCCACACACACCCAUUGCUCAGCGAACGCACCUUGGGUGGAUCGUUUCCGGUCCCACGUCGCAUCAGCCCGAUGACGCAUCGAGUGCAGCACCAUCAAGUCUUCAAUGCAGCGUGGACCGCGACCUACUUGACCUGCUACAGCGUUUUUGGGCUCAGGAAGAGUAUUCGACGAACUGUGAGUCCCAAUUGUCUGAAGCUGAUCUGCAAUGCGAACAACAUUUUCAUUUGUGCAGACAUUCAUGA